Messenger RNA from Scomber japonicus (chub mackerel), 3448 nucleotides. Its product is annotated as transcriptional regulator QRICH1-like. Lineage: Eukaryota; Metazoa; Chordata; Actinopteri; Scombriformes; Scombridae. The transcript has 11 exons. The record is from RefSeq and is a predicted model, not a curated record. Bases 1064 to 3433 code for a protein of 789 amino acids.
UUCACUUUAUAAACACAAGGGACGGUGUUGCAUGUUUAGCCGCGCUGUGCCUGCUGUAGUAUCACCCCCUAGGAUCCUGCUGGAUGAAUAAAUCGGUGCUUUGCUGCAGCUGGGGGACUUGUUUCACUCCGGAGGCAGCUUGGAUCUCCCCCUGAAAUAAGCAGACGUCAGAGACCUCGCCUGCUCGCUGCUGCCGCUGUUACAUUUUAUUGCAAACUAAUCACAGCAUUGUUUGCGGGAUUACUCUGCUGCCACAUGCACUAUGUGGCGAGGUGGAUGGCACGCCGGUGGUAGCUGUUAGACGUUUAUCGGCUUUUUUUAGUUUUAAACACCGUGCCUUGGCGGAAAGGAGAGGAUUUCGUUUUAUUUAAGGUAGCAUGACAGGAUCCAGAGCCGACGAGCUAGCUGGCUAACGUUAGCAUAGCGAUUAGCUAGCGCCGUGUUAUCGCAAUGAAUGGACUGUUGCUUUAAUGUUUGUUAUCCUUAAAGCAGACUGUGGUGCUCACGUACAUCAUUUACAGCAGACAUCGUAUUUCUGCUCGAAGAUAUUAAACACAGUCAACGUUGGCGGCAGUUAGCCACAUAGGCUGUAACAAAACAGUGGAGCCUCGCUAAAAUGCUAACAACUAGCCUAGCCAGCGUACACACUAUUACCACAGUCAGCUCUUAUUGCCAGGUUAACAUACUGUUGGUGCCUUGAGCUGUGUCUCUAUUUAACCUACAUUUAAACCAAACAGUGACUUCUAAGUUUGAGUCGAGGCCUAGCUGUUAGCUGUGUUUCUGACUGCAACUUUAGUAGUAAAAGUUGAUUUAAACGCAGCUUAGAAGCCAAAAUCGAGCAAUGCACUUUGUCCUGUGUGCUCACUUAGUCAGCUAUGUCACACAAACGUAUUUUUUACUAUCAGAUGUUAUAUUCAUAUUAUUUAAUUAUUGUGCUCUUAUAACUGCAGAUGGAAAUAUUAGCCAGAGCUGCAUCUUCAGAAAUGUUGUCAAUGUACGCUGUUUUGGAGUGUUUUGAUUCUCAGGUGUUUGGAAAUGUGUAAUCUUUACAGGUCAAGUGACAAUGAAUGAGCAGGACAGUGGUGUGGUGUCGUUUGAUGAGUAUGUGCGGCAGAAGGCCCGCACUGUGCCUCAGCACAGGAUGAAGGAGUUCCUGGAGUCCCUCGCCAAGGGCCCAGAGGUGCUGCAGGAGUUCAGCCAGCAGGGAGGGGCGACCACCACGACAGCCAUGGUGUACCAGCAGCAGGGCACCAACUGUGUCUACACGGACAGCACCGAGGUGGCUGGCUCUCUCCUAGAGCUAGCUUGCCCGGUACAGGUGACCUCUGCUGAAAUUUCUCCUCAGCUUUCUGUCCAUCAAGGCACUGACCAGCAGCUUCAAGUGCAGGUUCAGAUCCAGGAACAGCAGGACCUGCAGGGAAUACAUACAGCUCACCUUGUCCCACAGGGAGAGCUCACAGAAGAGCAGCAACAGCAGAUUCAGGCACAGCUGGUUGCAGCUGUAGCUGGAGGACAACAAAUUCAGUUGUCAGGUGGACAACAAAUCCAACUACAAGGAACGCAGCAGAUCCAGCUGCCCGAUGGCCAACAUAUUCAACUGGAGGCUGGUCAACAGAUUCAACACAUUCAGCUACAAGGUGGUCAGCAUAUUCAGCUACAAGGUGGUCAACAGAUUCAGCUACCAGGUGGUCAGCAUAUUCAGCUACAAGGGGGCCAACAGAUUCAGCUACAAGGUGGUCAGCAGAUCCAGCUGCAAGGGGGCCAACAGAUUCAGCUACAAGGUGGUCAGCAGAUCCAGCUGCAAGGGGGCCAACAGAUCCAGAUCCAGACAAUAGAGGCCAUGUCUCCCUCACACCAGCAGGACUCUCCCAGGGAGGUAGACAGGAGAUCCGGUACUGUCUCAACUGUUCUCCAGCCGGCCAAGAAGCGUAAGGUGGAUGUUCCUCUAGCAGUGUCCUAUGCUGUUCCACAGGGCCAGCAAGUGGCCACAGUUCUAGCCAUCCCUCAAGGGCAGCAGCAAAGUUAUGUGUCCCUACGACCAGAUUUGCUCACUGUUGACAGUGCUCAACUGUACAGCACUACAGGAACAAUCACAGGUCCCACAGGAGAGACCUGGACCAUUCCUGUGUACUCAACUCCACAACAGCAGGGUGUAACUCACAUUGCCAUACCACAGGAGUCGUACAGCACAGUUCAAGUUACUACCGCCAAUGGUAAGGACAAAGAAUCCCCCGGUUCUUCACUAAGGUCUGCAGAUGUGCAGUCAGUCUCGACUGGGACACAGGAAGAAAUAGUACAGACACUGUUCCCAGCGCAGUUCAUGAACGGGAACAUCCACAUCCCUGUGGCAGUGCAGACUGUAGACGGGACCUACAACACUACACAGUCGGUACACAUAUGGGACCCAAAUCAACAUCAUAGCCAAGGAGAAGAUGGACAAGAGCAGCAGCUCCAUCUGCAGGGUCAUGAUGAGACAGAGGCCCAUGCAGAACCACCUUCGGAAAUUCUGGUUCCUGUCUGUCUGAAGCCAGAGGAGGGCUUGGAGGUCUGGCGCCUCUGGGUGAAGCGAAAAAACACCGAGCUAAGCAAGCAGGAAAAGACCAAGCUUGCACCCAUAGGACGUCGUCAGCCUCUGCGUUUUCAAGAAGACUUGGUGUCCAGUGCAGUAGCUGAGCUAAACUUGGGUCUUUCCCUGAUGACCCAGGAGGCACGAGGAUCAGAGGAAGAACAGUUCUCUCCAGAUGUUCUGUAUUAUGUUUUCUUGUGUAUACAAAAGUAUAUGUCUGAAAAUGGACGUGUGGAUGAUGUUUUCUCUGAUCCGUAUUACACUCGUUUCUGUGAGUCUUUACACAAAAUCCUGGAUGGCUGGAAGCCCAGUAUCCAUCCUUUAGGUUACAUCAUUCCAAGUCAUGUGACAGAGGAGAUGCUGUGGGAGUGUAAACAGCUUGGUGCCCAUUCACCAGGCACUUUGCUCACAACUCUAAUGUACUUCAACACUAAGUAUUUCCGUCUCAUAACACCUGAACAGCACAUGAAAGUAGCUUUCUCUAAGGUCUUAAGACACACAAGGAAGAAUCCAACUAAUGCCAAGGACAAAGCAACCAGCAUCCGCCUUCUGAAAGGACAAAGUCCACACAAUGCCGGACAAAAAGGAACUGAUGACAUGUAUGAAGAGCAGAUAGAGGAUCCAGAGAAUCCUCUUCGAUGUCCCAUUAAACUUUAUGAUUUUUAUCUCUUCAAAUGUCCUCAAAGCGUUAAAGGACGUAACGAUGCAUACUACAUGACUCCAGAGCCUGUUGUGGCACCAAACAGCCCGAUGUGGUACUCCUCUCAGCCUCUCACGAGUCAACAAGUGGAGCAGAUGCUGGCACGCAUCAUCGUGGUGCGAGAAAUCCAGGAGAUCAUCGGUGCCGUUCCAGAGAACAUGAGCUAAGUUGAGAGGUCUGAC